AUGGCUUUAAGAAAAAUAGUUGUUGCCGGAAGCUCGGGAACUCUAGCUGACCACGUACUCGGUGCUCUUUUGGACAGCAAAACGGCAGAUUUUACUGUCACAGUUCUCACUCGCCGCGAUAGCGGUAAAAAUGUUUCAGUCCCUGGGGCUCGUGUGGUGCAAGUGAAUUACGAUGACAAAAAUGAGCUUAUUUCGGCAGUUGCUGAUGCAGAUGCUAUCAUCAAUCUUGUUUCUGGUAAAGUGGGGAGCGUGGUGGACCUGCAACUACUCGACGCUGCUAAAAAGGCCGGGGUUCGUAGAAUCUUUCCUUCCUCGUGUGGACUGGACAUACUACAUCCCGUGGCUACUUCCCUCUUAACUCGGUCAGAUGGCAGCGCCUUGGGAAAAGGUGUAGCCCCAAUUCAAAAUGCUCGUAUGUUUCUGGCUCUCGGCGAAGAGAAUUCUUCUGUGAGUUUUACUACACUCGUGCCCUCCAUCUUCCUUGACGCCGCUCUCGAGGGUCGCUUUGGCACCAUCGAGCCCCAGAACCGCAAGGUUACGGUUUUCAAUGGAGGGGAGGAGUAUUUCACGGGCUGUUCGCUGCCUUUCUUGGGUGCAUGUUUUGCCGCUGUUUUGCAAAUGGAUGAAGAGAGCACUAAGAAUAAGCGCAUCCGUGUGGCGGAGGUGCGCACUACCUUGAAUGAGAUUGUAGACACAUUUGAAAAGGUUGCAAAAGUGCCCUUUGAAAAAGUACCAGCCAGCCUCGAAGCAGUGGCUGCUAAGCGUGAGAUGCUACUGUCAGAAAACCAAGCACUCCCAGCUUUCCAUCUCAGUCUGCUCAUCUCACUUUUUAACGGGUGUGGGGCUGGAGAUAUCGAAGAUGGGCUAGAAUUUGACGGCGAAGGCUUUUUAGUAGGCAAAAGGAAGUCAAUCGAAGAACUUGUUGCUGAGGCUGUUUCUAAGGUCAAAGUAGUUUGA
This is a messenger RNA of Lachancea dasiensis, 957 nucleotides long. Lineage: Eukaryota; Fungi; Ascomycota; Saccharomycetes; Saccharomycetales; Saccharomycetaceae. The record is from the annotation of a GenBank genome assembly.